AUGCGCCCAGUCAACAAGUGGUCCACCUUCGCCGCCAGCUUGCCCAUUGGGCUGAGCAGCGGCAUAGUCUACUGCUUCUCCAUAUGGUCUGCGGAUCUGAAGGCGGCCUACCACCUUGACCAGGGCCAGCUGCAGCUGGUGGGGGCCGCCGCCAACAUCGGGGGCCUGGCCGCCAUCUUCGCCGGCCUGCUGUAUGACGCGCUGCAGGACUGGCACCAGCUGGGCCCCCGCCUGGUGCUCCUCCUGGGCAUGGUCACCAACCUGGGGGGCUACUUGGGCCUCUGGGCGGUUGUCACAGGGCGCAUCUCGCCGCCGUACUGGCAGGUCUGCGCCCUGGCCGCAAUUGCCUGCUCCGGCAACACCUGGACCGACACGGUGGUGCUGGUGACCAACGUGCGCAACCUGCCGCAGCACCGCGGCACGGUGGUGGGCAUCAUCAAGUCCUGCGAGGGCCUCUCCGCCUCCGUCUUCACCGCCAUCUACCUCGGCGUGUUUGCGCCGCACGCCAAGCCCUUCCUCCUGUUCAUGGCCGUCGCGCCCGCAGUCAUCGACCUGGUGGGCACGCUGUUCGUGGGCCACGUGCCCUUCAUCCAGCACAGCGAGCUGAAACGACGCGGGCGGCGCACCUUCACCACCGAGCGACGCUUUGCCUUCACGCUGUGCGUGCUGGGCACGGUGGCCGUCUACCUGGCGGCCACCGCGCUGGCCGCCUCCCACGUCUCCCCCGCCGUGCACAGCGUGUUUCUCCCCCCCGUGCGCAUGCUGCUGCACCCCAACUUCUGGCUCCUCUUCUGGCCCUGCUUCUUCGGCAUGGGCGUGGGCCUGGUGUUCGUCAACAACGCCGCGCAGCUGGUGCAGUCGUUGCACGGUCCGCCCAACGGCCACGCCCCCCUGCUCUCCCUCUUCUCCGUCGCCAACUUCGCGGGCCGCGUGUUCACAGGCUGGCACUCGGAGCGCGCGCUGCACGCGCGCGGCACCCCCCGCCCCAUCUACCUCGUCGCCUUCUCCGCCGCCACCGUGCUGGUCUGCCUCGGCUUCGCCGCCUCCCCCCGUGCCACCCUGCCCCUCCUCGCCCCCCUGGCCGGCUUCACCUUUGGCGGCACCUGGACCCUCAUGUCCACCCUCGUGUCAGAGCUGUUUGGCAUGAAGCACUUUGCCUCCAACUACUGCGCCUUCCAACUGGCCCCCGCCGCCGGCAGCUACCUGCUGGCCACGCGCCUGGCGGGCGCGCUGUACGCCGCCGCCAUGCGAGCCACGGGCCAGCAUGGGACCACGUGCCUGGGUCGGCGCUGCUUCGCCACCACCUGGCUGGCCCUGGCCGUGCUGGGGCUGGCCUCCACGGGCAUGGCCGCCUGGUUGUUCCUGAGGACAAAGGACGCGUACCGCGCCGAGUACGAGGCAGUGCACGCCUUUGACGAGCUGACCGACAGCGAGGACGACGAGGAGUGA
Messenger RNA from Auxenochlorella protothecoides, 1449 nucleotides. Its product is annotated as putative MFS-type transporter YhjX. The transcript has 4 exons. Lineage: Eukaryota; Viridiplantae; Chlorophyta; Trebouxiophyceae; Chlorellales; Chlorellaceae. The record is from RefSeq and is a predicted model, not a curated record. Gene Ontology annotation, cellular component: membrane. The coding region runs from base 1 to 1449 and encodes 482 amino acids.